UAGGCACGCGGCACUCGACACGCUGUAUGGGAGCUUGCAUCGCCACGGCCAUGUGAUUGGCGCGAGUCUCUGGCACGUCAUCUUCAAGACGCUUCUGAUCCCGCUCAUGGAGCACAUCCGGCGCAUCGAGACGCACUCGUCGUCGGUCUUUAACCGCAAGACGUCCAAGAAGGCGCUGCUGGCGCUCGUGCAUUUGUAUGGGUCGUACUUCAAGGUCGUCGCCCACGUGCCCGAGAUCGUGCACCUUCUCGCGCACUGGCUCACGGACGAGCCCGAAGAGCAGCUUGCGUGCGCGGCAGCGAUCGCACUCGAACACCUCUUGCUCGAGCACGGACACCAAUUUGACGACGAGAUUUGGGACAGCCUCACGUUUUCACUCACGUCGAUCGCCAAUCAUUUGGUCCCGCACUGGCUCUUUCCGCCGCCGCCCGUCGCUGCUGAGACGACGACGCCACCUGCCGAGGCAGCCAUGUACCCAAGCGUGCGCGCGGCCUUGUUUCCGACGACGUGGACCAUCACCAAGGCGCCGCCGCUCACGCACAUGCUGGUGCUCCUCGAGCUCCAGCGCAUCCUCGGCAACGUCCUCGUGCACAUGGCGUCGCUGCCACGCCCGUGUUUCGAGUCGCUCUUGGCCUGUCUUCUCGACACGUGUGUGGUCGCCCGCCGCGUCAACGACGACGUGGACGUGCGCCAGGCGCUGUAUGCACUCGAGUGGCGCUACGGCAGCCUCGCGUCGGGCGAACUCCCGCAUUUGCUGUCGCAAGAGAUUGCAGGGACGCGUGAGUACUUGAAAGUGCUCGUGCACAAUUUGGACGCGAUGCGCGGGCCGUUUGCGCAGCUCGUGCAGCGCACGUUGGCCGAGUACUUGGCGUGGAGCCUCGAGAAGCCCGAGCCGACGUGGCUCAGCGUGGACCAGCACCAGCGGUCGUUUGGGUACGUCCCGCUCGUCGUCGACAUGCUGCAGACGAUGGCGACCUUUUCCGAAGACGAGAUGCUGCGCCACUUGCCGUGGCUCUACCCGCAGCUCAUCGAGCUCAUCAGCGUGCAAAGCCUCGAUGUCCGUCGGGCGCUCCGGGGCGUCUUUGGUUCGAGCAUCCAGCUGCUUUUGCCACUGCACAGAUAG
Molecule: messenger RNA, 1123 nt
Organism: Saprolegnia parasitica CBS 223.65
Lineage: Eukaryota; Oomycota; Saprolegniomycetes; Saprolegniales; Saprolegniaceae
Exons: 5
Coding region: 107-1123 (338 amino acids)
Source: RefSeq, a predicted model, not a curated record